AUGUUCCUCAAACAAUGUUUGCCUAAUUUGGGUAGACAAUAUAUAACAAGAACAAUACUAGCGCAACCGAUAAGACACCAGUCAAUUAUAAGACAAUUCUCAAAUUCAUCAUCAAUUCUUUCUUCGACAACCAACAAAGACAUACCAGGUACAACAUCACCAUUAUCAAACCUUAAAGAAUUAAAUGACUUAACAGAAAAAGUAAUACCCGCAGCAACAGAAUCACCAUCAACAACCACAUUCACUCCAUCAAAAGUAAAAGUAAAUGAAAAAAUAGUAUAUUGGAAAUUAUACGCAACAUUUAAUAGACAUAAUACAAGAUGUACAUUAGUAGCAGUAGUUGAAGAUUUAAACUUUUUAGAAUCAAAUGCCAAUUUAUCUUAUAAUGAAAAAGUAUUAUACUAUUUACAAUUACCACAUAAAGUCAAAUACUCAAUAACAGCAGGUCAAUUAGGUUUUAGAAAAUCUCAAAGACAAGAAUAUGAAGCUGGAUUUCAAGUAUCUUCCAAAAUGUUCAAAAUAAUUCAAGAAAGAAAUUAUAUUGGACCAAACGAUAAGAUUGAAUUAAUAUUAAAGAAUUUUGGUAAAGGUAGAGAAGCAUUUCAAGCUGCCUUGUUAGGUAAAGAAGGUUCAUUUUUAAAAAAUAAUAUUGUUAGAAUUAGUGAUUCUACUGUUAUUAGAUUUGGUGGUAAUAGACCAAAGAAAUUAAGACGUUUAUAG
Molecule: messenger RNA, 720 nt
Organism: Lodderomyces jiufengensis
Lineage: Eukaryota; Fungi; Ascomycota; Pichiomycetes; Serinales; Debaryomycetaceae
Product: mitochondrial 37S ribosomal protein YmS18
Exons: 1
Coding region: 1-720 (239 amino acids)
Biological process (GO): translation
Cellular component (GO): ribosome
Molecular function (GO): structural constituent of ribosome
Source: RefSeq, a predicted model, not a curated record